Messenger RNA from Neurospora tetraspora, 1250 nucleotides. RefSeq lists its product as uncharacterized. Gene Ontology annotation, biological process: protein targeting to vacuole; protein targeting to membrane; ubiquitin-dependent protein catabolic process via the multivesicular body sorting pathway. Gene Ontology annotation, cellular component: ESCRT I complex. Lineage: Eukaryota; Fungi; Ascomycota; Sordariomycetes; Sordariales; Sordariaceae. The transcript is spliced from 3 exons. The record is from RefSeq and is a predicted model, not a curated record. The coding region runs from base 267 to 992 and encodes 241 amino acids.
GUAGGUAAAUCGAAAGUUUCCGCCUCGAGUCCGUUACGUACCGGUGGGUGUAUGUAAGCAUGCAUCCUUGUACGGCGAUUACACAAAUACGCGUGACUACCCACUACGUGGACCAAGCCCACGAACUACAUAGGUUGAUCAUCUACGCUGCAUAACACACGUUAAAAGCCAGGAAGUACUUUGGUGUGAUUAUGAGUGAAUCUAGCCUGGGAUUCUAAACACAACCACGUUCGGCUGUCCCUGAACAGCUUUAAACAACGAACAAGAUGUAUUCUCACACACCACCUCUUCCGCCGCCCAAGCCAUCAGCAAGCCACGAGGCAACACGCAUAAACACCCCGGAAACCUCGCCGUCGCCACGGCCCCCCCAACGUCCGGAGACAGGGGGUCCCGGUGCCGAUGGCUUUCAACAUGUAGUCUCGGCCCCCACCGGGCAACCCAUCCCGGACUCCGGCGAGCAAUGGUUGCCCAAGUUCCUGCAGGACAAGUCCAAGCAAGAUCUCGCCGAGAUCCUCUCCAACCCAUCGCUUCUCUCCGCCUUGACACACUCACCGGAAACCAUCCACCCCUCUCUACAGGCGUCACACGACGCGUUGCAGUCUGCGCUGGGCGAGAACGUACAACGGGCGGCUCAGCUGCUGAACCUCGAGGCACGCCUCGCAAACCAACGAUCGUCGACUCAAGCUCAGCUUCUGUCGACCCACGCCCUCGAACGCCAAUGGCGGGCCAAACAAGCCGAGAUGGACCAUGCUCUCACCCCCUUUGCCCCGGCACGGCUAUACCAACGGCUCAGCCAGGGCUUGCAGGAGCAAGAGGCCGUGUGUUGUGCUCUCGAGGAAAGUUUCCUUGAUAGCGGUGGGGAUGGCGCGCCUGCGUCGGAGCGGGAGGCCAGCGACUGGGUCAGGAAAUAUCGGGAGGCUAAGAAGCUAUACUACCUGCGGCAGGAACGCAAGGAGAGAUGGGACGAGGGGAGAGUUGGUGGAUGGCGCUGAUGAUUGAUGAUGCGAUGAUGAAACGACGAGUGCGUCUCUGUCCCCGUCUGGACCGUGGAGCGCUGACUGUCAACACGCACGCUGGAAUAUACCAAGCAAACCGAUGGCCUCAAGCAACCUAACGCUGUGCUCAAUUGAAAGGCCUUUACAGCCAUGUUAUGAAGACGUAUGCCCUGGCCCUAGCCGUCUACUGUUGCAUAGGUCAAAACGGGCCCAAUGAUUAUGUGUGGUUUCCGGAAACACGCAGAUCUCCCCUUA